AUGUCUGUCCGGAGAAAUGUACGUCUGCGCCGAGAGUACCUGUACCGUAAGGGUCUAGAGGGUAAGGAACGCACUCUUUAUGAGCACAAGCAGCAACUAAAAGAGGCGAUUAGAAGCGGUAAGGCCAUCCCGACAGAGCUACGUAAUGUCGAGUACAAGUUGCGUAAGGAAAUGGAAUACGACGAUGAAGCCCAUGAAAAACCUAUAAAUCACAUAGAUGACGAGUACAAGAAUGCAGGCAUGUUUGAUCCCAAGGUUGCUAUAACCACGUCACGCGAUCCGAGUUCGAGGCUAAAGCAGUUCGCGCAGGAAAUCCGUCUCAUUUUUCCUAAUGCCAUUCGUCUCAAUCGCGGUGCCCACACUGUUGGCGACUUGGUUGAGAGCGCAAGAGCGAACGAUUUUACAGAUCUGCUGUUGGUCACAGAGACUCGUGGUGAACCAGAUGGUCUGGUUGUGUGUCAUUUGCCAUAUGGACCGUCAGCCUAUUUUUCUUUGAGCAACACGGUGUUACGCCACGACAUUGAGGACCGCGCAACUGUUUCGGAGGCAUAUCCACAUCUGAUUAUCAAUCAAUUUGCGACGCCACUGGGCCAGCGCGUUGCAAAUAUACUGAAGCACCUGUUUCCGGUCCCAAAGCCAGAUGCCAAACGCGUAAUUACAUUUUCAAAUGACAAUGACUUCGUGUCGUUCCGUCAUCAUGUAUUUAAGGUGACAGGACGUGAUGUAGAGUUGCAAGAGUGUGGGCCCCGCUUCGAGCUGCAGCUGUAUCAGGUGAAGCUCGGCACGCUUGAACAGAAGGAAGCAGAAAACGAAUGGGUCUUGCGGCCGUACAUGAACUCCGCUAAAAAACGCCGAGUCUUGUAG
Molecule: messenger RNA, 864 nt
Organism: Plasmopara halstedii
Lineage: Eukaryota; Oomycota; Peronosporomycetes; Peronosporales; Peronosporaceae
Product: u3 small nucleolar ribonucleoprotein protein imp4
Exons: 3
Coding region: 1-864 (287 amino acids)
Biological process (GO): rRNA processing
Cellular component (GO): small-subunit processome; Mpp10 complex; nucleolus
Molecular function (GO): snoRNA binding; rRNA primary transcript binding
Source: RefSeq, a predicted model, not a curated record